Messenger RNA from Cajanus cajan (pigeon pea), 1386 nucleotides. Its product is annotated as antimicrobial ginkbilobin-2-like protein. NCBI's taxonomy places the organism in Eukaryota, Viridiplantae, Streptophyta, Magnoliopsida, Fabales, Fabaceae. The record is from RefSeq and is a predicted model, not a curated record.
UUCCCUAACUCAAUGACACACUCUACUUAUCUUAUUCAAUCUCCAUCAGGCCUUCUACAUAUCUAGUGGCUGUCUCUGUUUGCAUCCGUCCCACAAACACUAGGUUCUAAAAAAGUAAAGAAAAGACAGAAUAAGAAACGUAAAAUAUCAAAAGACAAAAACAAUUGGCAAAUUGAAGAAAUGUACAACCUCCUACAAAUCCUUCUCUAAACCAAGAUCAGCAAGAUGCCUCCUUCCAACUACUUUGUAAUUCACCGGCUUUUCUUCUUCCUCUUUAUCUCUUUUAUCUUUCCAACGAAAGCAGCUCCAAUUUACAGUUCCCAUGCCUGCACAGACUCUUCCAAAUACCAACAAAACAGCACAUUUCAAACCAACCUCAACCUCCUCCUCUCUUCCCUAACCUCCAACGCCACCCAUGGCACCCACUUCCACAAAACAACAAUCGACAGUGACACCCCCAACGCCGCCGUCAAGGGCCUCUUCCUCUGCCGCGCCGACACCCUCGCCGCCACCUGCCACGCCUGCGUCGCCGCCGCAGCAACGGACCUAAAACGCCGAUGCCCGGUUGAGAAAGAGGCAAUAAUCUGGUACGACGUGUGCAUGGUGCGCUACUCAAACCAAUACCUCAACAACAUAGUACCCUCAGUGACCAUCUCCGAUUCCGGAAGCGUGGCUCGCGUUGACCUUGACCGCUUCAACGACUUGCUGGCGGGGUUGCUGAAUUCUCUGGCAACGAAAGCUGCGAAUUACGUGGAUGAGAAAUUCGCAACAGGGGAAGUGAACUUGACGAGUUCGGUGAGGCUUUAUGGGUUGGUGCAGUGCACGCCAGAGUUGUCGUUGUUCGAUUGCAACAUGUGUUUCAGAAGCGCCAUUGCUUCUGUUCCGAAUUGCUGUGACGGGAAUCGAGGAGCGAGGGUGUUGCUUCCAGGAUGCAAUAUCAGAUAUGAAGUGUAUCCGUUUUACAAUAGCACCGAAACAUUGGCCCCACCGGUUGCAAACUCUCGUCCUUCAGAAAGGAGUCGUGUUGAAGUGAUUCUUACAUUUGUUAUACCUAUUGUUGCUGCAAUGGUGCUUUUCACGUUUGGGAUAUGUGCUGUCAUGAGAAAGCAAGCUAGGAGUAUGAUACAAUUAUGGAGGAAAGCUGAUGCUGCAAACGUUGGAGACAAUUAGUUAUCAGUAUUUUAAUGGGAAGCCUGAAAAUGUAGAGUCUGAGUGAACUAUAACUUCAGCGUUAGUUUUUACAAAGUUUUGUUUGUGAUUGUGAGAUUGGAGUAGCAGGCUAAGCUAGCAGCUGUAUCAACAAUGUCUAUGUUUGCUGUAAUUACUUUGCCAGAUUGAGUCAUUGUUUACAUUUUACAUGUAAAAAAUUAGUUCUUUAGAUGUCAA